AUGGUUUGUGAGGAAAAAAAUCAUAUCAUCAACCUCACAUUCUUCUCUCCACUCCAAUCAUUACAAUGGGCUUCCUCUUGGUGUUCAUCCUUCUCACCAUCGUCGCUGCUCUCGUCUACGCCCACACGCAAGGACUUUUGCUACCAACCAUUCAGCGAAUCCAAGACGAGAUCCAGAAGUGCGUUGGUGGAGCCGCCGGCACUCAGCCAUUACAACCAGCCGGUCCCUCAAACAAACGGGAAUAGGCAUCGAUCGACGGUU
Molecule: messenger RNA, 261 nt
Organism: Mesorhabditis belari
Lineage: Eukaryota; Metazoa; Nematoda; Chromadorea; Rhabditida; Rhabditidae
Source: the annotation of a GenBank genome assembly